Paraphaeosphaeria sporulosa is the source of this 771-nucleotide messenger RNA. RefSeq names its product HET-domain-containing protein. Bases 1 to 771 code for a protein of 256 amino acids. The transcript is spliced from 2 exons. Lineage: Eukaryota; Fungi; Ascomycota; Dothideomycetes; Pleosporales; Didymosphaeriaceae. The record is from RefSeq and is a predicted model, not a curated record.
AUGCGACUUCUGAAGUACACAAGUGACGGCGGUCUCGGUCUAACCGAAGACUUGACCACUGACGAAAAGGUGCCUCCUUAUGCGAUCCUCUCCCACACCUGGCAGAAAGGGCAAGAGUGGACCUUUGACGACCUUUCAAGUGGCAACGGAAAACAUAAGACUGGUUAUCAAAAAGUUUUGUUUUGUGCACAACAAGCUCGGCGUGACGGCUUGGAUUAUUGCUGGGUGGACACAUGCUGCAUCAACAAGUCCAGCAGUGCAGAGCUCUCGGAAGCGAUCAACUCCAUGUUCCGCUGGUACCAAAAUUCCAAGAAAUGCUACGUAUACCUACUGGAUGUUUCGUGCAGGGACUUCGCAAACGGAGGCCAAUCUUUCCGGAAGAGCAGAUGGUUCACCCGCGGAUGGACAUUACAGGAGCUUAUUGCUCCGGCAUGUGUCGAGUUCUAUUCCUUGGAGGGUAAACAGAUCGGGGACAAGAGUUCCUUGGUGCAAGAUAUUCACAGUAUCACUGGAAUUCCUAUCCAAGCUCUUCAAGGUUGUCCUUUGCCCCAGUUUAGUAUCGACGAGCGAAUGUCAUGGGCAAAGAAUCGCCACACGGAACGGGAAGAGGAUGCAGCAUACUCUUUGCUUGGAAUUUUUGACAUCCACAUACCGCUUCUAUACGGAGAGAAACGGGAGAAAGCAUUUGCUCGACUCAAAAGAAAGAUCAUGAAAUCUUUCGAGGCUAGACCACGAAGGCGGAUGCUCUUCACCCCGCCCAAACGCACAUGA